Molecule: messenger RNA, 1058 nt
Organism: Psylliodes chrysocephalus
Lineage: Eukaryota; Metazoa; Arthropoda; Insecta; Coleoptera; Chrysomelidae
Source: the annotation of a GenBank genome assembly
CAAUUACUUAUCAUUUCCUGUAAUUAUGUUAUAAGGUUUAUAAAAUACUUGGCAUUUAAAACGUUAUAAACUUAUUUUACAACUAUUACUACAAACAACACAUUUUUAUUUAAACACAAAUACAUCCAUUUUAUUAAAAAAUGAAUAUAGUGGUGCAAAGUGAGGUUGUUAUUUUUAAAUUAUUGGUAUUCGUGAUAACACAAACUGAAAACGCUGCUCUCCAGAGUGUCGGGAUAAAGAAUUCAUUAUAUGAAAUACCAGGGUUAGGUAAUCAACCUGUAAUGAUCAAGGCAAUUCCUGGAAUCGAAAACUACCAGAGCGAUAUAUUUGAAGUUUAUGCGGAACCUUAUCUUCAAAAUUUAUACACCAAAGCAGCUAUAGCUAUACUUCAAGCUGAAGCGGAGAAUGGAAUAACUGGUGAAAUCAUGUUUAUACAAAGAGAUCCACCAUUAGGACCAACUUUGAUAACUGGAAAUAUAACAGGAUUACCAGCUGGGAAACACGGUUUCCAUAUACACCAAUCAGGCGACUUAAGGCAAGGUUGUGAAAAAAUUGGCGGACAUUUUAAUCCAUAUUUGUUAAGGCAUGGAGCUCCUUUUGACCCAAUACGACACGUUGGCGACCUCGGAAAUAUCGAAGCUGGUGAAGAUGGUAAAGUCGAAAUAAGAUUUGUUGAUCCUCUUAUAUCACUUACUGGAGGUCCAAGAGGAGUAGUGGGCCGUUCAUUAGUCGUAGCGACUAAUGAAGAUAAUUUAGGCGUUGACGGCACUGCAGAUAGCCUAUUGAAUGGACAAUCUGGAAAACCUUUAGCUUGUGGUGUAAUUGCUUACAUCAGAUAGAGAUGGAAUAGUUAAUAAAUCUAUUGUUUUUUUUUAUAAUUCUGUUUUGAGGUGUUUUAACCUCUUUAAUAACCUUUUCGUUACUCUUUGUUUAUUGUGAAUGUUUCACUCAUAGCUCAUGAAGUCCCUCAUCUAGCUGUCUAACGUCAUGUUACAGGCAUGAAGAUGGUCCUGUGAAGCCGAAACUAGUUGCUCCUAAAUUUAUUUACAAUAAAAUUG